Abrus precatorius (Indian licorice) is the source of this 2184-nucleotide messenger RNA. RefSeq names its product receptor-like protein EIX1. Gene Ontology annotation, molecular function: protein binding. NCBI's taxonomy places the organism in Eukaryota, Viridiplantae, Streptophyta, Magnoliopsida, Fabales, Fabaceae. Gene Ontology annotation, cellular component: plasma membrane. The annotation marks the transcript as partial. The record is from RefSeq and is a predicted model, not a curated record. The transcript has a single exon.
AUGAUCACCAUGCUUAGCAGCAAUCUCUCUCUCUUUUCUCUGGUCACCUUUCUCUGCAUUUGUUUCUACGUUGGAAGUUCCCAUGCAAAUAAGUGUGCUGAGACGGACAGGCAAGCUCUUCUUAAAUUGAAAGACGGUUUCAUUGAUAAAUGGAACUCUCUUGACUCAUGGAAAGGUGAAGAUUGCUGCAAGUGGGAAGGAAUUUCAUGCGAUAAUUUAACUGCUCAUGUAACCAGCUUGGAUCUCCGUCAUUUCUCGCUCAAAGGUCAGAUGGAUUCUUCAAUAUGUGAACUGAAACAUCUCACUUUCUUUUAUCUCAGUCAUAAUGAAUUAGAAGGAAUGAUCCCAAAGUGCAUCGGCUCACUUGCUCAAUUGAUAGAGUUGAAUCUUGCGUGGAAUCAUCUGCUUGGUGGCAUUCCUCCAACUCUGCGGAACCUUUCCAACUUGCAAACUCUUGAUCUUGCCUAUAAUUUCUUGCUUGCGAAUGACCUUGAGUGGGUUUCUCGUCUUUCUACCUUGAAAUACCUUGAUCUGUCGCAUCUGGAUCUUAGUCAAAGUGCUAAUUGGCUAUCAUCAAUGAGCAAAAUCUCUUCUCUGUCGGAGCUUCGUUUAGAUGAUUGUGGGAUUGGUCAAGUCAUUCCUAAAUCUAUUCCCCAUAAUAAUUCUUCCACUUCUCUCAACACACUCAGUCUUUCGAACAAUCAGUUAGACUCUUCAACCCUGUCAUUGGUGCUGAAUGUCAGCAAAGUCCUCACAUAUCUUGAUCUCUCCUCUAACUCUUUGCAGCAUAAUAUUCCAGAUGGAUUUGUAAACAUGGUUUCUCUUUCCCAUCUACGAUCUCUAUAUCUCUCGCGUAAUGAGCUUGAGGGUAACAUACUAAAAUAUAUUCCGAGUUUGUUUCAGCUUAAAGAGUUACGAUUGGAAGGAAACGAAUUGUCUGGCAAACCCGUUGACUACAUACGACAGUUGUGCUCUGCACAAGAUGGUUUAGAGGUUUUGGAUCUCAGCUAUAACCCGUUUAGUAGUGCACCAUUUCCUGAUUUUUCAUGUCUUUCUUUCUUGAAGACAUUAUCACUUCGUUUUGCCAAUAUUGUUGAGUCGUUACCACAAUCAGUUAGUAAACUUGCCUCGUUAGAGGAAUUGGAUCUUUCCAAUAAUCAGUUGAAUGGGACACUUCCUUCCACUGUUUGGCAACUUUCUAGUCUUACGACACUGGUUCUCUCUUCAAACGAGUUGAACGGUGCAGACGUCAUUCGUGAGUCGCAUCUGUCAAAUCUAUCACAUCUAGAUCUCCGUGACAACCAACUAAGUGGAUCACAACCGUUGUUUGAGAUUAGUAAACUUGCCUCGCUAGAGGAGUUGGAUCUUUCCUAUAAUCAGCUGAAUGGGACACUUCCUUCCACUAUUUGGCAACUUUCUAGUCUUCGGAGAUUGGUGCUCUAUUCAAACAAGUUGACUGGUGUCCUUCGUGAAGGGCAUUUGUUUGAGAUUGGUAAACUUGCCUCGUUAGAGGAAUUGGAUCUUUCCAAUAAUCAGUUGAAUGGGACACUUCCUUCUACUAUUUGGCAACUUUCUAGUCUUCGGAGAAUGGUGCUCUCUUCAAACAAGUUGACUGGUGUGGAUGUCAUUCGUGAGGGGCAUUUGUCAAACUUAUCAGAGCUUGACAUCGCAUAUAACCAAUUAAGUGGAUCACAACCAUUAUUCGAGAUUAGUAAAAUUGCCUCGCUAGAAACGCUGGAUCUUUCCAAUAAUCAGUUGAACGGGACACUUCCGUAUAAUCUUUGGGGACUUUCUAAUCUAACAAGUUUGUCUCUCUUCUCAAAUAAAUUGAAUGGUGUCGUUGAUGAAUCACAUUUAUCAAACCUGUCUCAAUUGGAAGAUUUAAAUUUAGCUGGAAAUGCACUCACAUUCAAUUUUAAUUCAAAUUGGGUUCCACCGUUCCAACUCCAAAUAUUACUAGCAUCAUCAUGCAUCUUGGGUCCUAUAUUUCCAACAUGGCUCAAGAACCAAAGAGAACUUAGGGUCUUGGAUAUCUCUCGGAGUGGUAUUUCAGAUUCAUUGCCUAAUUGGUUUUGGAACCUGUCUUCAAGUUUGUCGUACUUGAAUGUUUCACAUAACAAAAUUAGUGGAGCAUUUCCACUGUCGUUACCAAGUACAAAAGGAAAUAGUAUGGACCGGAAUGUG